Messenger RNA from Rotaria sordida, 480 nucleotides. The record is from the annotation of a GenBank genome assembly. NCBI's taxonomy places the organism in Eukaryota, Metazoa, Rotifera, Eurotatoria, Philodinida, Philodinidae.
AUGUUAAUUGCACUGAAACCAACUAAACAAACACUACUUAGUGCACUUUAUUAUGCUGCUCUUAUCAAAGAGGCUGGCUUCCCAUCAGAUGUUGUCAACAUCAUACCAGGUGAUGGGCCUGAAUGUGGUUAUACAAUUGCUGUUCACGCACAUAUUGAUAAAGUAGCUUGUACUAGUUCAGUUGAAGUUGGAAAGAAAAUACGAGAAGCGGCAACUACAUCAAAUCUUAAAUGUGUUACAUUUGAACUUAAAUGUGGUGAUGAACGAGUUGAUAAUAAAGAUUAUUUUAUCAAAGCAACUAUUUUUAGUGAUGUAAAAGAUGAUAUGCAAAUUACUCGUGAAGAGAUAAUUGGUCCAGUAAUGUCAGUCUUAAAGUAUGAUUCAUACGAAGAAGUUAUCAAACGAGCAAACGACACGACCUUUGGACUUGGUGCUGGAGUGAUAACUAGAGACAGUAAAUUUGAAAGAAAUGAUUAUUGA